AUGGCGGAGCAGGACGGCGGGGGGCUGCAGGUGCUGCUCCAGACACUGCAGGGACCUUGGCUGGGCUGCGAGAUGCGGACUGCUGACAAGGGCUUUCUGGAAUCUGCUGGCGGCUUGAGCAUGAGCGACGACCGGGCCCAGGUGCCGGCCUUCAGCGUCACUGUCUGCGCUCACCUGCUCUUCACUGCACCAAAGGCCACGGGGCACUUGAGCGGUCUGGGCUGCUCGGACGGGGCGUCCAUCCUGGCCAUCCUGCAGGUGCUUGAGGACCUGCUGUCUGUGGGCACGGAGCGCAGGAUCCGCUACCUCGUGGACAAGGGCGGCAGCGAGGCGCUUCUGCGGACCCUAGUGAAUGCGGCCCGGACGGCGCGGCCCGACUAUGCCGUCCUCCUGCCCCUCUGCCGGCUGCUGGCCCGAGUGGGCCUCCGAGAUAAGAGGUUCGGCCAGAAGGCCCUGGCUCUGGAGGCCCUGGACGUGACCCUGAUUCUGGCCAGGAAGAACCUGACCCAUGGCCAGAACCUCCUGCACUGUCUGUGGGUGCUGCGCGCCUUCGCCGCAAGUGUGCCCACAGGAGCCAUGCUGGGCAUCAACGGAGCCAUGGAGCUGCUGUUCCAGGUCAUCAGCCCCUACACGCCAAGGCACACACGGCUCAUCAGGGCAGCCGCCGAGGUCCUGGCCCAGCUGCUGAGAUCCAGGUCCAACAGCCGCCGGGCCGUGAACCGGGGCUCCGUGGCCGCCCUGCUCCAGCUGUACCAGGACUGGCAUGAGCACGACCUGGCCGACGCCUUCGUGCCCAUCCGCCGGGCGCUCCUGCUGUGUCUGCGGCACGUGACUGCCCUCCGCUCGGGCCGGGAGGCCUUGCAGGCGGCCCAGGGCCUGGAGCUGCUCUUCAGGACCACACAGACCUGCCUGGCCGAGAGCCGUGCGGAGCCGGUGGUGGCCAUGGGGCUCCAGGUCCUCAGACAGUGUCACCCCAGGAGUCCCUUACCCCUGCCUACACCCUGCAGCGCUUAUACCUUCUCGGGGCCUGGGAGCAGCCCCCCGGAACCCGCCCGGAGCCUCUCUGAAGAGGAUCUUGAAGACGAUGAUGGCGGCGAUGAGGAUGAAGUGGACAUAGACCCAGACUCUGAGGAUGCCAGAGAAGAAGAUGAUGACUUGGAAACUGAUGUGAGGAGGCUGAGCACUGAGCCGGCUCUGGACCGACCUGAGGAGGAGCUGGAGCAGUACGCCGCCCUGUGCCCUGAGCUCUCCUGCGGCUUCGAGGAGCUGCUGCCUACACGUGGGGUCGGCUGGGACUGCCCCAAGGGCCGGUGCGCCCAGGACCCCAGCACUGGCGGGGAGCAGAGAGGAGGCAGGGUGCAGACUCCGCUUCUGGGUGCGGGGCCAUCGGGGCGAGGCGCUGCGUGCCUGGCCUCCGGGAGGAGAUCCACGGCCACGCCAAGCGGCACCACACAGCCUGACGGGCGUGGGACAGACGCGCCUAGGAAGGAGGCCCCCAACAUGUGGGUUCCCCUCAGAGGGGACGCUUGGGACCUGAGUGCUGGGACCACGCCACCCGUGCUGGAAGAGCUCCUGCAGACGCAGCACCUGCGGACCCCCUUCCACGACCCCCGACUCUAUGUGUGUAAAGCCAGGAGCACCCGCUCUGUGGCCAACUUCCAGCGGAUGGCAUUUCCUGACGUGUGGGGCCACUGGCCACUGCCGGCUGCCCAGGCCAUGUUGGAGCGCAGACGUGGCGUCCAGAGGGGCCGGAUACUGGAGGACGUGCGGAGACUCCUUCAGCCCGGAGACAUCCUCAACCACGUGGUCUUCAGCCUUGACGAGCCUCGGCCCCCCAGUGUGGCCGCCGGAGCUCUGCACUUCUUCUCGGGGUUCGAGUCGGGAAACCUCCGCAAGGCCAUCCGGGUGCGCGAGUUUGAGUACGACCUGCUGGUGAACCCGGAUGUGAACAGCACCCAGCACCAGCAGUGGUUCUACUUCCGGGUCAGUGGCAUGCAGGCGGCCGUGUGCUACCGUUUCAACAUCCUCAACUGUGAAAAGCCCAACAGCCAGUUCAACUACGGGAUGCAGCCCACCCUCUUCUCAGUGAAGGAGGCCCUCCAGGGCAGACCCUCCUGGACCCGGGCGGGGGACGAGAUCUGCUACUACAAGAACCAUUACCACCGGAGCGCCUCCUCGGCCUACUACACGCUCACCUUCACUGUCUCCUUCCCCCACGAAGACGACGCCUGCUACCUAGCCUUCCACUCCCCCUACACCUACUCGGCCCUCAUGACUCACCUCGACCUCCUGGAACAAAGUGUGGACCCCAGGCAGGUCUACUUCCGGCGGGAGACGCUCUGCCGGACGCUGGGGGGAAACGCAUGCCCCUUGGUGACCAUCACAGCCAUGCCCGAGGGAGCCCACGUGGACCAGCUCCGGCAGCGUCCGUGCCACGUGCUCACGGCUCGCGUGCACCCAGGGGAGAGCAACGCCAGCUGGGUGAUGAAGGGGGCCCUGGAGUUCCUGGCCAGCAGCGACCCCGUGGCGCAGCUCCUGAGGGAGACCUUCAUCUUCAAGCUCAUCCCCAUGCUCAACCCGGACGGGGUCGUCAACGGCAACCACCGGUGCUCGCUGCGUGGGGAGGACCUGAACAGAUGCUGGCUGACGCCCAGCGCCCAGCACCAGCCCACCAUCCACCACGCCAAGGGCCUGUUGCACUACCUGAGCCGCCAGGGCCACCGGCCUGUGGUCUUCUGUGACUUCCAUGGACACUCGCAGAAGAAGAAUGUGUUCAUUUAUGGCUGUAGCGCCCAGGAGACCCUCUGGCAGGCGGGCUCCCCGGUGGGCACCUCGGCCGUGGCGGAGGACGCCAGCUACCGGCUGCUGCCCCAAAUCCUCGACAAGCUUGCGCCGGCCUUCACGAUGAGCAGCUGUAGCUUCCUGGUGGAGAAGUCGCGGGCGUCCACGGCCCGGGUGGUGGUGUGGCGAGAGCUGGGCGUGGUCAGGAGCUAUACCAUGGAGGCCAGCUACUGCGGCUGCAACCAGGGCCGCUACCAGGGCCUCCAGCUGGGGACGCGGGAGCUGGAGGAGAUGGGCGCCAUGUUCUGCCGGGGCCUCCUCCUCCUGGAACUCCAGUCCGCGGGCUGCAGCCGCCAGCUCCUGGGCCGUGCAGCCACCGUGCUGGGCAGCGCCGAGAAGGAGGUGCUGGAGCAGCAGCUGCAGGGCUGCUCAAGCAGCAGCAGCGACCACACCCAGGAGCUGGACGACGAGCCCGCCUGUACAGAGGAGAUCGACUACAGCCCGGACGGCGACUCCGACCAGCCGGAGACCCUCUCGGAGCUGGACCAGCAGAUCCAGGCAUGCGCCUGGCCUGAGGAUGAGGAGUCAGGGUCUGGCCGCAAGGCCGUCCCCUAGGUCAGCUGCACCCUGGACAC
Sorex fumeus (smoky shrew) is the source of this 3416-nucleotide messenger RNA. It is a transcript of the gene AGBL1, whose product is annotated as AGBL carboxypeptidase 1. Gene Ontology annotation, biological process: protein side chain deglutamylation; C-terminal protein deglutamylation; proteolysis. Bases 1 to 3396 code for a protein of 1131 amino acids. NCBI's taxonomy places the organism in Eukaryota, Metazoa, Chordata, Mammalia, Eulipotyphla, Soricidae. The record is from RefSeq and is a predicted model, not a curated record. Gene Ontology annotation, molecular function: metallocarboxypeptidase activity; zinc ion binding. The transcript is spliced from 26 exons.